This is a messenger RNA of Emiliania huxleyi CCMP1516, 393 nucleotides long. RefSeq lists its product as hypothetical. Bases 1 to 393 code for a protein of 130 amino acids. The record is from RefSeq and is a predicted model, not a curated record. NCBI's taxonomy places the organism in Eukaryota, Haptophyta, Isochrysidales, Noelaerhabdaceae. The transcript has 2 exons.
AUGACGAACCGGCAGCCCAAACCCUUCCGCUUGUCGUCCGAGGCGACGCCAUAUUCUCCAAAUUACACCACCACGCAGCAGCAGGCCGCGGAGGCGGCCGCAUUCUCGUCCCUCGUGACGCACCUCCGGGGGCGGCUAGACGUGCCCAACAUCGAGCUGAUGAUCCUCGGCGGCUUCUGCCGCAACUGUCUCGCAAAGUGGGUGUACGGCAUGCCCUACGCGGAGUGGAAGGCGGCGCACCAGCCAAAGGCGACCGUGGAGCAGCUGGCGCGGCUCGAGGCGACCAAGCCCUUCCACGCCUCCCACCCGAAGCAGGACCCGCCCGCCUCGCCGGCUGCGAGCUUGCCGCACACGCCGAGCCUCUCGUCUGCAGAGGCGCCAACCAACGAGUAG